CUCUUUUUCAACUCUCUUUGGUCAAAGUGAUUACUUUUGUCUUUUCUGAUUGUAACUCACUUUCAAGAAUGGUCCCUAAAGUAACACAUUUAAUUUAGUCACGCAGUUGGUUAAUCCCGCAAGGAAUUCACACAGAAAAAACGAGCCUUGAUCCAAUUUGUUCCAUACGGUGAAGGGGAGAGACUCAGAGAGAGUCAAAUUACACAAGACGUCAACGACUCAUUGCCAGAAUUCAUCUGUCCUCGAGUACACACUUUGAACAUCGAGAAUCAAAGAUGAAAUUGGUUGUAUUUUUGGGGUGCUUCAUGCUCGCCUUUGCAGCUGUGGGAGCGACGAUACAGCCUAGAGAACCUGGUUGGACUGGUUCACUUUUAGUGGUGCCGAUGGAUGGGAGUCACUGGACUGGUGUGAAAGCUGUAGCGGAGGAGAUGGGCCGCAGGGGACACAAAGUGACAGUGGUCAUUCCAGAGGUCAGUAUACUGCUAGGACCUGGCAAACACUACACUACUAGAACAUUUCCAGUUCCGUACGAAAAGCAACAACUGGAUGAACUCCAAGCUCGGAAUGCAGAGGUAAUGGAGAGUAAGCAGCUGCCUUUGUUGGAGAAGAUCAGCACCAGAAUUAGUAACAUGAGGAAAUUUGUGGACUUCCAAAGAGCCACAGCUGAGAGUCUCCUAUUGAACCAAGAGCUGGUGGACUUCCUGAGGAAGCAGAAGUUUGAUGCCGUACUCACCAGCCCAGCUGUACCAACUGGUGCUAUCCUGGCUUAUAACCUCUCUUUACCUGCUGUGUAUAUGUUGCGAGGCUUACCUUGUGGAUUAGACUCGACAGCCACGGCCUGUCCGAACCCUCCCUCUUACAUCCCACGGUUCUUUACAAACAACUCAGAUCGUAUGUCUUUUCGUCAACGUGUGCUGAACUUUCUAGUGAGCAUCGUAGAGCCAUUGCUUUGCAGACUGAUAUAUUGGUCUACUGAGGGUGUAGCAUCCCGUUUCCUGCAGAGAGAUGUAAGUGUGGCAGAGAUCCUGCGCAGUGGAGCCCUGUGGCUGCUGCGGUAUGAUUUUAGCCUGGAGUUUCCUAAACCCUUGAUGCCCAACAUGGUUCUAAUCGGAGGGAUUAACUGUGCAAUAAAUAACCCUCUUGCUAAGAUGAAAUGAUCCAGAAAUGACUGCAUGCUGUCAGGCAGAUUAAAUAUCUGUUCUGCAGCUC
This is a messenger RNA of Onychostoma macrolepis, 1209 nucleotides long. Its product is annotated as UDP-glucuronosyltransferase 1-6-like. Lineage: Eukaryota; Metazoa; Chordata; Actinopteri; Cypriniformes; Cyprinidae. The record is from RefSeq and is a predicted model, not a curated record. The transcript has 3 exons. Bases 276 to 1157 code for a protein of 293 amino acids. Gene Ontology annotation, molecular function: UDP-glycosyltransferase activity.